Messenger RNA from Calidris pugnax (ruff), 1389 nucleotides. It is a transcript of the gene IL6, whose product is annotated as interleukin 6. Lineage: Eukaryota; Metazoa; Chordata; Aves; Charadriiformes; Scolopacidae. Bases 153 to 866 code for a protein of 237 amino acids. Gene Ontology annotation, molecular function: growth factor activity; interleukin-6 receptor binding; cytokine activity. Gene Ontology annotation, biological process: T-helper 17 cell lineage commitment; positive regulation of cell population proliferation; immune response. The record is from RefSeq and is a predicted model, not a curated record. Gene Ontology annotation, cellular component: extracellular region. The transcript has 4 exons.
UUCUCAUGCCGGAUUUUCCCGGGCCAUGAAUAAUCUCGAAGCCCCCUCGAUAAAUACACGUUCAGGGAUGCCCGGAGCUCAUUCAACCCGCCAGCCUCCCCGACGAGAAAGGACCCGGGCAGCAGCAGCAGGAGCCGAAAAACCACCGCACCAUGAAGUUUCCCCGAAGCUGCGACUCCGACCCAACCGCCCGCCGCCGCUCCCCCGCCCUGAUGCUGCUGCUGCUGCCGCCGCUGCUGCUCCUUCUCCUGCUGCUGCCCGGGGCCGCCGCCGCCCCGCUGCCCUCCGCCGCCGCCGCCGAUUCCUCCGGGGAGGCCGAGUUGGAAGAAUCGACGGGGCGGCGGGCGGCGCUGCCCGACAGCCUGCGGCUGGCCCGGCUGCUGCACGCCCGGGCCACCCAGCUGAAGGAGGAGAUGUGCGAGAAGUUCACCGUCUGCGAGAACAGCAUGGAAAUGCUCGCCCAGAACCACCUCAACCUCCCCAAGGUGACAGAAGAAGACGGGUGUCUGCUCACCGGCUUCCAUGAGGAUAAAUGCCUGAAGAAAAUCUCCAGCGGGCUCUACGCCUUUCAGACAUACCUUGAAUACGUACAGGACACUUUCACUAGUGAAAAGCAAAACGUGGAAUCGCUGUGCUAUGGCACAGAGCACCUGGCACGCACCCUGAAGGAGAUGGUGAUAAACCCCGAUGAAGUGAUCAUCCCAGACUCAGCUACCCAGGAAUCCCUCCGCGCAAAGCUGAAGUCCGAUAAGACCUGGAUAGAGAAAAUCACCAUCCACCUCAUCCUCCGAGACUUUACUUCGUUUAUGGAGAAAACCGUGAGGGCCGUUCGCUACUUGAAAAACACCAGGAGUUUCAGUGCCUGAAUGUUUUAAUUCAGGCACAAUCCUUUGUUACAAAUCUGUCAUGUGGCAGAUGACAGUGUUGUUCUGUUUUAAGAACCAGAAAGAGUAACAAUGGUUUGCAUUUAUGUAUAUUCUCAUUUCCUUGCAGGAACCUAUUUAUUGUAUUUAAAAUAUUUAUUCGUUUAGAAUGUUUUUCCUAUUUAUAUUUUCGAUAUUUAGAAAUAAUUUAAACAAAGGACCUAUUUUAUUUCAUUUUUAACGGUACUAUUCAGAACAUCAACUUAUUUAAUAUGUAUUUAAAAAUAUUUUCAGAAGCCAGAAAAGUUUUUGUAUAACUUAUGCAUUUAAAAUAUUUGUGAUGGUAUUUAUGACUUAUUUAUAUUUUUAGAACAAAUAAAAGCUGAUUUUAAAGAAAACACCUGUGUAACCUGUUUGAACUUUAAAUAAGGAACUCUAAUGUAUCCAACUUUUAAUACCCACAAUUAUCAAAAUAACCACUUUCAAGAUCUUAAGUUUUAUCUGUAGAAUUAGGUCAGUUAUCAGC